CUCAGUGCAAAAUGACAAAGUGUUGUGAAAUUGCACUUCAUACAUUGUGCUCUGAAACGGAUAAACGGUCGCUGCCCAAGCUCAGCAGCCAGGAAGAGGACGGGCACACCCCCCACUCCCAGUUCACUGGUGUAACCCACUUCGAGCCCAUCCCGCACGACCACGAUUUUUGUGAGAGAGUUGUGAUAAACGUCAGCGGCCUCCGGUUCGAGACGCAGCUAAGAACGCUUAACCAGUUCCCCGACACGCUGUUGGGUGACCCGGCACGCCGUAUCCGCUACUUCGACCCGCUUCGCAAUGAGUACUUCUUCGAUAGAAACCGGCCCUCCUUUGACGCCAUCCUAUACUACUACCAGAGUGGCGGAAGGCUGCGGAGGCCUGUCAAUGUGCCGCUGGACGUGUUUUCCGAGGAGAUCAAGUUCUACGAGUUGGGAGAGUUGGCCAUCAACAAGUUCAGGGAGGACGAGGGCUUCAUCAAGGAGGAGGAGAAACCGCUGCCUUCACAUGAAUUCCAACGCAACGUGUGGCUGCUUUUCGAAUAUCCCGAGUCAUCGCAGGCGGCGCGAGUGGUCGCCAUCAUAUCAGUGUUCGUUAUUCUGCUGUCCAUCGUUAUCUUCUGCCUGGAAACGCUGCCAGAGUUUAAGCAUUACAAGGUGUUCAAUACGACAACCAACGGCACCAAGAUAGAGGAGGAUGAAGUGCCCGAUAUCACGGACCCGUUCUUCCUCAUAGAAACCAUUUGCAUCAUCUGGUUCACGUUCGAAUUGUCCGUGCGCUUCCUGGCGUGUCCCAAUAAGCUACACUUUUUCCGAGACGUCAUGAACUUUAUCGAUAUCAUCGCCAUCAUUCCGUACUUUAUAACUUUAGCCACUGUGGUGGCAGAGGAGGAGGAUACGUUAAACUUGCCGCGUGCGCCUGUUAGUCCGCAAGAUAAAAGCACCAAUCAAGCCAUGUCGUUGGCCAUUCUCCGUGUCAUUCGGCUCGUGCGAGUCUUCCGAAUCUUCAAACUCAGCCGGCAUAGCAAAGGACUGCAAAUUCUCGGACGCACGCUCAAGGCUAGCAUGCGCGAGUUAGGCUUACUAAUUUUCUUCCUAUUCAUAGGUGUGGUGCUCUUCUCCAGCAUCGUGUACUUCGCGGAGGCCGGGGCCGAGCAGUCGUUCUUCAAGUCCAUUCCCGACGCCUUCUGGUGGGCCGUGGUCACAAUGACGACCGUCGGUUACGGCGACAUGAGGCCAGUGGGUGUCUGGGGGAAGAUCGUGGGUUCGUUAUGCGCGAUCGCUGGUGUGUUGACCAUUGCUUUGCCAGUGCCUGUAAUAGUAUCAAAUUUCAAUUACUUCUAUCACCGUGAGACCGACCAAGAGGAGAUGCAGUCGCAGAACUUCAACCAUGUGACCAGCUGCCCGUAUCUGCCAGGCACUUUAGGCCAACAUAUGAAGAAGAGCUCGUUGAGUGAGUCCUCCAGCGAUCUGGUUGAAUUGGAGGAGGGCCUGCUGGUGACGCGCGACCAGCUGGCCCAGAAGCAGAACUGUAACCCGCGCCACAACAACAACAUCAACGCUAUGAGCAUCGAGACUGACGUUUGACUACGAGUGACGGAUGCGCUGCGCCUGCGGCUGCUUAACGUUCCCGGUUGCUGUCAACCUUGCCGCCGCCACCGCGAUAGGCACCGCCCGCCGUCCCCAUCAGUGCCACUUUCUGCAGCAGCCACACCACCAGCAACACCGACAGCAACGUCCCCUGUGCCAUUUCCUUCGACAUCGACGACGUCUAGCAGAAGAAGAAGAGCAACCACCACCGUAGAUCGCGAGUGUUUGCGCGCAGUGCUCCGGACGCUCCCCGAACUGUUACAUCAAAUUCAUAGGACUUUUUCUCGGUACUUUUGUAUUACCAUAACGAUUGUUUUUGGGUGAGAUAUCCUGCCAAACAUAUAACAUAAUUAUUACAUAAUAAUGAAUACCUAUAAAUAGUAAUGAAUAAUUUAUAAUAAUGAUAACGUAAUAAAUAUUGAGUAAACAACGCCGCCGGCUGUCAGCCAGCCGGGGGUCGCCAUCGAGGCGGCGCGUCGCGAUGCGAUGAAUGCUGUGUAGUGCUCACACCAAACUCUUUAUUAGUUCUCGGCACUGUUUUAAGUGCUUGUAUUUUUGGGCUGUGUGAAGCUUAACCUAGGAGUGGAUUAGCUUUAGCCCUUGUUACAUAUCCACCCGCGUAGACGGACAGACCGGGCGCGUGCAGUCGCGGGACGGCGCCCCGCCGCCGCCCCAAUUCGCAGGCCGGGCCGCGGAGACCUGCACCCACCCGGCCCUCGCAAUAUAUCACUAUUUAAAUCGAAUUCGAAUGCUAAUAAUCAUUACUGUGUAGAUAAUCAAUAAUCAAAACACCGAACAAUGGUUUAUUUCUUUGUAUCAGGCGGUAUACUUGUGUAUGUUAAUGUUAUUAUUGUUGUUUCGUUUGUUUGCGGCUGUGUGUGGCGGGGAGUCCCGGCCGUCCUCGCUGCCUGCAGCCGACAUACACCAACCGUGCGCGUCCGAACAGACGCCGCUCAUUGUCAUUUAUUUGUGAAUCAGUAUGAAUCUAGUCAUGUUUGUUACAAUUUAAAAUAUUUUAUAAAUGUUGAUUAAUAUACGACAUUCCUAUUUCAA
This is a messenger RNA of Anoplophora glabripennis (Asian longhorned beetle), 2639 nucleotides long. It is a transcript of the gene shaker, whose product is annotated as potassium voltage-gated channel protein Shaker. Gene Ontology annotation, cellular component: voltage-gated potassium channel complex; membrane. Gene Ontology annotation, molecular function: protein binding; delayed rectifier potassium channel activity. Gene Ontology annotation, biological process: protein homooligomerization; potassium ion transmembrane transport. The transcript has 6 exons. NCBI's taxonomy places the organism in Eukaryota, Metazoa, Arthropoda, Insecta, Coleoptera, Cerambycidae. The coding region runs from base 12 to 1583 and encodes 523 amino acids. The record is from RefSeq and is a predicted model, not a curated record.